This is a messenger RNA of Striga asiatica, 1977 nucleotides long. The record is from the annotation of a GenBank genome assembly. Lineage: Eukaryota; Viridiplantae; Streptophyta; Magnoliopsida; Lamiales; Orobanchaceae.
CGAACAAACAAAUAAACAAGAGCCACCAAGCAAUACUUAUACUCUUCAUCGCGGCCAACGAACGGGGACAUCAUUCUCGUUACUCAGCUGGGGCAUCCGAUUAAUCGCUCUGAUUCUAUUGGUUUAGCUUGCUGUUAGUCAGCAUUGAGCAAUUGUAGGAAGUGGACGUACCUGGCCUUCCACAAUGGAUAGAGGAACAGAUCGUGGGUUAUUUCGUAAUGAUGGAUCUUCUAUGGGAAAGUUCAAAAACCUUCAAGAGGAGGAGAAGGGUGAACUGUCUGGGAAAUCUAGGUCAAGCUCGAUGUUUAUUACUCCAGAUCGAAAGACUGUCACUAGUAAACCUGCUAUAGAUAAUAAAGCUAGUGGCUCUAAGGUAACAAGUGGAAAACUUGCAUUCAGCUUGAAACAAAAGUCAAAACUUGUUGCUCCCACUGUCAAGUUUGGUGAAGAUGAGGAUGAAGAUGAAGGGGAUGCUCGAAAAAUAUCAGAUGAUGGGCCGAUAAAGCGGCCAAAAUUGGCACAGUUCAAUGCCACCGAUCAAUCAUCCAGACCAGUUGAUGUUGGGAGCAUGGUACACUCAUCUUGUGCUGUAACAGACUGUUUACUAAAUUCUUUCUUUAAGUGGCGUGCAGCACCACCUUCUCCAAGUGAUCCUACUGUGAAGAAUGUAGCAGACAAAUUAGCAAGCUUUGUUGCUAAGAAUGGGAGGCAGUUCGAGCAUGUAACACGGCAGAAAAACCCUGGAGAUACUCCCUUCAAGUUUUUAUUUGAUGAAAGUUGCUCGGAUUACAAGUAUUAUGAAUAUCGACUUGGUGAAGAGCAGAAGGCUUUGGCCCAUACUAUGGAUUCCCAGACGUCACGAAGUGGCACUACAUCAAGUAAGACUGUGGCUGACUCUCAGAGGUCACAACAUCAACACUUGAAGUAUCAAACUCCUGCCUCUGCUUUAUAUGACACCACAGAGAAUUUAUCAUCUUCAGAAACAUCAUCACAAACAGCAACUGGAAAAUAUGGUGAGCAAAGUGGCCCUCCCGGUUCAGACCCUAUAGCCAUGAUGGAAUACUACAUGAAGAAGGCCGCACAAGAAGAGAAACGGAGGCCUCCAAAACACUCAAAGGAUGAGAUGCCCCCACCUGCUUCACUUCAUGCUCAGUCGAAGAAAGGGCAUCACAUGGGCGAUUAUAUUCCUCCCGAAGAACUCGAAAAGUUCUUGGCCACCUGUAACGAUGUAUCUGCACAAAAGUUUGCUAAGGAAGCUGCCGAUAAAAUGAAAAUCCAGGCUGAUAAUGUUGGCCACAAACUUUUAUCCAAAAUGGGUUGGAAAGAAGGUGAGGGCCUGGGGAGCUCGGGAAGUGGGAUGGCGACUCCGAUUAUGGCAGGGGACGUGAAAAAGGAUCACUUGGGUGUGGGUGCGCAUGCACCAGGCGAGGUCACUGCUGAUGACGACAUUUACGAGCAGUACAAAAAACGAAUGAUGCUCGGUUAUCGUCACAGGCCGAAUCCUUUGAACAAUCCGCGAAAAUCUUAUUACUGACUACUGAGAAAGGCUUCUUUCUCCCUUUCAACUGGAGAUCCAUGAAGAUUUGUUGUUGAAAAAGCUGUUUGAUGUAAUGGAAUUCGAUUCAAUUCAGUUCAGCGUUAUAUAAUUGGUAUUGGUAUUUUUUAUUUUUAUUGUUAAGUUCUCUUUUUUCUUCUUCACAAUGGAAUAAGUACAUGUGAAAUACUCGUGGCACUUUUCUUAUUGGGCUUUUGGUGGAUGAUUUGGGUUUAGCAGUCGGAUCCACUGACACUGUAUGCAAUCCGACGGCUAAAACCACCAUGGGGCACUUUAUUUGAUUAUUAUAAGACAUGAGGGCAAAAUAGACCAUAAAGACUUGUAUCCCAUAAUUUAUCAAGUGCACUGUUUUAAUCUACAUAUCACAGUCCACCGAUCAUACAUUAAUUUAGUCCAAUUUCAUCCUCACAAUCAAUUGAGGC